GUAUAUGUGUGCAGAACUAACUGUGGCGGUGGCUCGCGCCCACGCAAAACAAAAGGAAUUCGGCCGUAAUAUAUCAACGAGGCGUAGCUAGUAGCUAACGUCCGUCCUUCUCAAAUUUGUGACAAAAUCUAGACGUAGGUUGUUUGUUGACAUUUAUAUAUGACUUAAUUUGGUGUAAAUUAUUGUUCGAUUGCAAAUACGUAAUGCUAUCAAUGGAAGUAGCAUGAAAAGGCUUGGAUUGAAAGCAGAACUCUGUCUCAGAGCUGUAGGGCCCUUGGGGCCCCAGUAGAGGAUGCACCGUGGUGUGGACAAGGACUUCCAGACUUCAGCGCGGAGGAUGGGUACAUCUUUGCUGUUCCAGUUGUCUGUCCAUGAGCGUGAACUGGACUUGGUGUUCCUGGACCACAGCUAUGCUAAGCCAUGGAAUGCCCACCCGGAUGCCAGCAGUGCCCGGCCCACGCGCAUGCUGUUCGUCACACCCCGUCGCCAACCUGAUGCCGUUCCGGAAUCAGACCUGUCAAUAGAUGUGGAAUCUGUCACGCCUACACCUAUUCCACUCUAUGACAAUCAGAAAGCACGCAGUGUUAUGAAGGAGUGUGAGCGACAUGUUUUAUUUGCUCGCACAAUUGCUGAGGGUCCCCCACCCCCUGAUGACUGGGAGGAACACAUCAACAAGGCUGGAUGGUCGGUCAUUCAAAACAAGUUGUUUAAUAAGGUGCUGAAGGCUCUGCAAGCUGAAAGACUGGCCCGGCUGGCCAAUGAAAACGCCUCCAAUGAGCCAGUAUUGCGCAGGAUUGCUGUGGACAAGUGUGCCCGAAAGGUGCGCCAUGCACUGGCCAGUGUCAACUGGGACACCAAAUUGACCCAGUGGCUACACAGCACCCUGAUAGAAUCCCUCAGUCUGGCCAUGCUGGCCGCUUACCUAGACGUACUGCAGACACUCAAGAGCAAGUUGCCCUCGCUGAUUGACAGGAUGCUGCUGACUUCAUCAGUGAAGACUGGAGCGGCCGGUGCAGAGGCCCUCUCUCUGCUACUGAAGAGGCCCUGGGACCCAGCCGUGGGCGUUCUGUCUCACAACAAACCGAGCAAGCUUCCUGGCUCCCCACUCAUCUUAAUUGCACCAUCAGGGCCCACCAAUCCUGCUCUUUCUACCUCGCGCCGAAUGAGAUUUUGGCAGUCACAGCUCUCCUGCUUGGGAAAGGUAAUCCCGGUAAAUACCCACGUAAACAGUGGAGCCAAUGUGGGCAUCACUCAGUGUCUGGAGCACAUGUUGGGCACCGUCAGGGCCAAAGUCAUGGAGGUCCACAGUCACUUCCCUCACAAACCCAUUAUCCUGGUUGGCUGGAAUGUGGGAGCACUCAUCGCCUGUCAUGUCUCUCUCAUGGAAUACCUGACUGCUGUGGUGUGUCUUGGCUUUCCACUGCUAACCAUCAAUGGACCAAGAGGGGAUGUGGACGACCCCUUGCUGGACAUGAAGACGCCAGUGCUGUUUGUGGUUGGUCAGAAUGCUCUGCAGUGUGGCACAGAGGCCAUGGAGGAGUUCCGAGAGAAACUCCGAGCCGACAACAGCAUGGUGGUGGUGGGGGGAGCCGACGACAACCUCAGAAUCAACUCCACAAAAAUGAAAUCAGAGGGACUGACACAGACCAUGGUGGAUCGCUGCAUUCAGGAUGAGAUAGCAGACUUCCUGUCGGGGGUGCUGACGCGGGCGGAGAGCCACGGCCAUGGCUCAGGAGAGCUGAGGGACCUUGACACGGAGAAGAAGAAGAAGCCUAGACGCGAGCUACCCUUUGACCUGGAAAGGGGCCGCCCCUCCUCCCCUGCCCUCAGAGUACCAAUAUCCCCCUCAGGCUCCGAGGACCUGUCCAGUGUGUGCAGUAGUCCCACCUCCAGCCCCAAGCCAAAGACGUCGGGACUGUCCCCAGCACAGAAGUCCAGUCUGAUCACUGCCACACAACUCCUCAAGACCCAUAUGCAGCGGUCUGGGACUGUGCUCACACACAAGCAGGCACAAGUUCCUGUAUCCAGUGAGCAGACCGAGGCCCUGGAGAGAGAUGAGCUGCGGGCCCAUCUGAAGAGGAGGCAGACUCCCAGCCCCACUCCCACCAAAGCCUCCAAGAGAGCCAAGAUUAAAGUGACCAUUCUGCAUGGAGAGACAGCAGGGGGCGCUGUCAGUUCUACAGCACAGGAAGGGGGUCCUUCUGGGAUGCCCCUAGCUGUGACUGUGGGACAGACUGUGUCUGGAGCCAAGGAACUCUCUGGACUCCUCACAUCCCAGCGGUCUGGUAGUCUGACAGAGGUGUCUAGUGCCCUGAGCUCGGGGUCCAGCUCUUUCCACAACCUGCAGAGUUGCAUGGUGUCAGGGUCCUCCUCACCAGUCCAGGCGCAAGCUCCUGCUUCUGCCCAAGCACCUUCCGCCAGCAGCCUCCUCCAAGGCCUAAGUUUCAGUCUUCAGGAGAUCGUGACCAAAUCCCCUAGCCUGCCCACCACCACAGCUAGCAUGGGCAGCAUUCAGCCCUCUGGUGGGAAGCCCCAGGGUCAGGUCCUUAGCUCCAUAGGUACUGGCAGCAGCACUCUGCUCCGGGCAGUGCCUGUGGUCUCCACUGGAGGGCUGUCCAAGACCACUGCCAUCCACCAGCUACUCACCAAUGGCGGGCUGGCCAAGCUGGCGAGCAGCCUCCCUAGCCUGGCACACAUCUCCACCCAGAGUGCCGGUACGUCCCGAACUGCCAAACCACGGCGGCCACGCUGAAUGCCCAGGGUUCUCCUUAACCCCCUGAUUUUCGGAAAAGCUAGAAUAGCAGGACGGGCCCUAUCGCCAGGUCACCUUGGCCACACUACAGAUAGCUGACUGAGAUAGUGGACAGCAUGAUCAAUAAUGUGUAUGCAGAUAGUCAUCCAUGAGGAUCCUAGGUGUGGUCAGUAUCAGGAAAACCAGACUUGCAGCCAUGUAACAUCAAAGUGUACAGAUUUGUAUUGUAAGGGAUGAUGUGUUUUUGUACUAAUGUUCAUGUUUGGAAGAGCCAUAAGGAAAACAUCAAUGAAUACAUGAUCCAGGUGUAUGUGACAUUGGAAUUAGCAGUUUGAUGAAGUCAUGUUUAAUACAUAUUGUUUAUGUAUUAGUCUACACAUUUCAAAUGUAAAUGCUUACAUGAGAAUAUGUUCAUGUUUGCCCGUAGUUUCCUUGAUACAUGGAACUCAUUGAUACAAAAUUGUUGUCACGAUAAUUGUGAAUCAAGAGGGCCAAAAACAAAUGGACAUUCAUGCAUUUUGGCGUUUUGAAUAUCGCCUAAAUGUCACAUGACAACUGACAGUGUCAAUGGCCCUGUUCAGACUGCAUUUGUUCACCAGAUCUGUCCACUCGGUAGAUGCCUCUUUAUGUUUGUUUCAUUUUGAUUGCUUGGUCUUCAUGUUACAUUUUGUAAAUCCACUAAUUAAAUCACCUGCAACAAGCAAGCAGCAGCCAUGAUUCCAGAUGCACGCAAGGACCCACGGACUCACUGGACUUUAGAGAGGAAAGAGUAUGAGGAGAAGUAGCAAUAAUAUUCACAUCCGGCAUACCACCUGUUUCUAUCAUUGCAAUAAAGACUG
Messenger RNA from Oncorhynchus kisutch (coho salmon), 3591 nucleotides. It is a transcript of the gene kansl3, whose product is annotated as KAT8 regulatory NSL complex subunit 3. Gene Ontology annotation, biological process: positive regulation of transcription by RNA polymerase II. The coding region runs from base 293 to 2752 and encodes 819 amino acids. Lineage: Eukaryota; Metazoa; Chordata; Actinopteri; Salmoniformes; Salmonidae. Gene Ontology annotation, cellular component: NSL complex. The transcript has 19 exons. The record is from RefSeq and is a predicted model, not a curated record.